Maniola jurtina (meadow brown) is the source of this 2324-nucleotide messenger RNA. RefSeq lists its product as uncharacterized. Lineage: Eukaryota; Metazoa; Arthropoda; Insecta; Lepidoptera; Nymphalidae. Bases 98 to 1291 code for a protein of 397 amino acids. The record is from RefSeq and is a predicted model, not a curated record. The transcript is spliced from 8 exons.
GUGAAUGUGAAUGUUAUGUAUUAUGUAUUUCUUCCGAAUUUUUUUCAAAUAUCUAUGCGUUUAUAAAAUAAUAUAGGUUAAUAUUGUCAACGUGAAAAUGGCAAUUUGUUUGCGCACAUUUUCGCAUAAGAUUCUGCCAAUCAACGGAAUAGUUACUACGAAAAAUCAUUCCAAUCGACUCGCCCGGAAAAUUCCAGUGCGGACACAAUUUCUAGAAGACUUUCUCAGACGCCGCAUUUCCAGCUGCCAGGUCGCACCGAAAUGCUCAACGGAGGCGAAUAUAGACGAUGUUUACAUUCAGGAAGUUGUUUUCGGCAACUAUCACCUGAAUCGAAACUUUAACGAAAAAAAACGCAAUAACCUAACCUUUAUAGACAACAUAGAUUUAGAUCACACUAAGGAACUCGCAAAUAAUGAGAACCUACAAAGUUAUUUCAAUUACUGUACUGAUGGCAUGAAGGUGCUAGGUCUGACCAGUGAUGAUUAUAUAGAACAGAAGAGUUCAUAUAAUUUGAACAUAAUGCCAUCUAUUAGUAUGAAUGAUGUAGAUUUUUCUAAAUGCAAUGAGGACAUAGAACCUACAUGUCUGUCAGACUUUGAGCGUGAUGCGGUGGCAUACUGCAAAGGGCCCACAGUGGUGGCACAGACCUCCCAGCCAACCACAAAUCCAAGCCAGGACGGAAAGCCUAGUGAGGAACAGCUUAUGAAGGUGUUUCAUACACUGUCUACUACUAUGCCUAACUUGUUUGUGAAACCAUUAGACUACUCUAUCUAUCAUCCUAACUUGGUUUUUGUCAACAAUAUUAGAGGUGCCACUACUGUGGGUCUGUUCCACUAUGUAAGGCAAGUUGCACUCUUGCGCACAGUAGCUCAUAUCAAAUUUGCCUAUGUCAACUUUGAGGUUUUGAAAAUCACAGCCCAUCCAGAAGACUCGUCCAUCAAGAUGAGAUGGCGAAUCAGGGGAAUCUCGGGCCUUAAGGUGUUCUUUAUGUUUUGGAAGUACAAACUGUGGAAUUUGAAACAGGUGUUUAAAGAUCAAGAAUUAUGGUAUGAUGGGUUUUCCACAUUUUAUAUUGGUUCAGAUGGUCUCAUUCACAAACAUGUAGCCGACAAGGUAAUGCCAGAUCAAGAUAGGAUAAUAGAUGAUGAAGAAAAGGCACCGAUUGCAGCAAAAAUAGCACUCUUGAUUGGUCUCCUGCCGCGCAACUACUUAUCCGAUGCGUCUCCAUACUUUACAUCAUCGCCUGGUAGUAAUGAUUGUACCCAGUUCCCUUUUAAAGUUUUAGAAUAAAAUCAAGUUGCCAUCUACUAUAGAGUUUUGUGUAUAGACAAGAGUAUGUUUCACAAGUUAAGGAAAAUAAAGGAUUACGUUCUUGCGAGCAAACGUGUUCAUAAUAGUGUAUCAUUGUUUUUUUUUUUUUCAAUUGGCUUAUGUAGUUUAUCAUUGUAUGGGACAUGCACUGAACACAACUUUGCAUCAGCAUUGAGGUAAAUGCAUACGUUUUUUUUUACUUUUUGGCGGUCCAAUUCGUGUUCAAUAUUUUCCUUUAGUCUAUCCGUAGUACGUGUAUGUGACUGAUUUGGAACAGGGAGACUGAAGAUAGAAUAAAAAAAGAGUUAGAAGAACAUAAGGCAUGUUGUCAAAUUUUUGUUUAUCCUUUCUUUUAUUUAUUAUAAUUUUUUUAAUUGGCUCUGCGUAAUAUAACAAAUAUCAAUCAUUAAAAUUCGGUGUAUUUGGAUGUUUUACAAUAGUCUUCCCCUUCUCCCCCUAACAUUUUGUCCACAUAUCACUUCAAGAUGAUUCAUCUCUGAUGUCUAUGAGUUUGUGAUAUUACGCUAUUGUAGUUUAAUACUGCUGAAGAAACUGGGAAAAGUUAAUGUACUACUAUUGUAAUAGUUUAUACAACUGUACAGUGACUUACAAACAACUUGAGCAAAAGCGGCGUAUGGGGAAAUGUUGGCUCACAACGGAAAGCAAAGGGCGACUAAUAAACCAAACGCGUACUCCCGCGCGCGUGGUAAAAAUCGCGUCCUCUUCGAUCCGCAAUAGCAAACUAAAAAUCGAUACCUACUGUGUAUUUGGCAUUUGCUCAAGUUGUUUUGUGGUGACUUUAAUGGUUUUUAUGUUAAAUGUUAAUUAAUGAAAUUAUUUUUGUAGUUGUUACUCACGUUACUAUGCAGUAUUGGUAUUUUGGUCACUAAAUGAAACACUUUUUACGUAACUACUUGUUAUUUUCUUACAGUUUUAACUGUAAACUAGUGAUAUUUAUUAUUUCAGCUUGUGUAGAUAGAAAAGUAUUUGAAUAAAUAAUAAUAAAAUGUUA